Molecule: messenger RNA, 424 nt
Organism: Chlorocebus sabaeus (green monkey)
Lineage: Eukaryota; Metazoa; Chordata; Mammalia; Primates; Cercopithecidae
Source: RefSeq, a predicted model, not a curated record
AUGGUGAUUGGCAAGAACAAGCGCCUUAUGAAAGGUGGCAAAAAGGGAGCCAAGAAGAAAGUGGUUGAUCCAUUUUCUAAGGAAGAUUUGUACAAUGUGAAAGCACCUGCUAUGUUCAAUAUAAGAAAUAUAGGAAAGACGCUAGUCACCAGGACCCAAGGAACCAAAAUUGCAUCCGAUGGCCUCAAGGGUCCUGUGUUUGAAGUGAGUUUUGCUGAUUUGCAGAAUGGUGAAGUUGCAUUUAGAAAAUUCAAACUGAUUAUAGAAGAUGUUUAGGGCAAAAGCUGCCUGACUAACUUCCAUGGCAUGGAUCUUAUCCGUGACAAAAUAUGUUCCAUGGUGAAAAAAUGGCAGACAGUGAUCGAAGCUCAUGUUGAUGUCAAGACUACCAAUGGUUACUCGCUUUGUCUGUUCUGUGUUGGUU